CGCGUCGGUAGCCGCCAGGAGAAUCCACCGUUUCAAUCAAACAGAGAGAGAGAGAGAGCUCAAAAUUUAUAGGGUUUGCUGAUUCUUUGUGAAAGAUUCCUCCUUUUUUUUUAAAGAAUUGAAUCGGAGAGAAAAGAGUUUUGUUGAUUGGGGAUGGUUGAAAUGAGGAAUCGGGAGUCUGAUUCAGCGACGAAGUGCCGAGACGAGCUGCCGGUGAAGCAUGAGAUCGCAGAGGAUGAUUUAGAAGAAGAGCACGGUCCUCUCAACAAACGAUCUAGGUUAUGGAGCUCAUCGCUAAUGGCACCAUCCAAGUAUAACCCGCUUGACGAGCCGAGUCCUCUUGGACUAAGCCUUAGAAAGAGUCCAUCUUUGUUGGAUUUGAUACAGAUGAGGCUAACGCAGAGUGGUGAGUCAAAACCCGAAGGCUCUGGUGUUAAACAAGAGAGUAAUUGUAUUACUGCUGGAUCGAACUUGGCGCCAGGAAGUAUUGAGAAGCUGAAAGCUUCCAACUUUCCUGCCACGGUUUUAAAGAUUGGGAAGUGGGAGUAUAAAUCAAGGUAUGAAGGUGAUUUGGUGGCGAAGUGUUACUUUGCGAAACAUAAACUUGUUUGGGAAGUGUUGGAACGGGGUCUCAAGAGUAAAAUUGAGAUUCAAUGGUCAGAUAUUGUGGGAUUGAAGAUGAACUGUCCUGAAGAAGGACCUGGGACGUUGACUCUCGUGCUUUCUAGGGCGCCCUUGUUUUUCCGGGAAACAAACCCACAGCCUAGGAAGCAUACUUUGUGGCAGGCAACUUCAGAUUUUACUGAUGGCCAAGCCAGUACGUACAGGAAGCAUGUUCUGCAAUGUGCUGAAGGGAUAAUGAACAAACAUUUGGAGAAGCUUGUUCAGUGUGAUCAUCGCCUGUUGUAUUUAAGCCGUGAGCCAGAGAUAACGAUGGGCUCUCCUUACUUUGAUGCACGGAGAUCUAUCUUUGAGGAUCCGAAUGAAGCAAAGGGUAAUCCUUUUGGGAACUUUAGUCUUAGCACAGGUCCUUUAGUAUCUGGGACUCAGAACUUAGCAUCUCCUGUUGGGGCUCAAUCAUCCUCUGAACAUAUUUAUCUGUCUCAUGAAGCACCAUCUCCCAGCUCAGUGAUAGAUGCUCGUGCAAAUGAAGCAGUCAAUUCAAGAAACACAACGGAUUGUGGUCAGAUGGGACAUCGCCCAUCUAUGUCACUGAGUGAUUUCCUUGCAGUUCUCUGUGAUCCAAAAACUACAACGGAUCCGAGCCAAGUUGAAGACGUAGCUGGACUACACCGAUCCAUGUCAGUGAGUGACUUCCUUGCACUGUUAUCUGAUUCAGGAAACAUAACCGAUUCGAGUCAGGUAAAAGUACCUGGACUACAACAAUCCAUAUCAGUGAGUGAUUUCGUUGGACUACUCUCUGAUUCUGCUGGUGGGAAUCAUCUGGAGCAAUUCGAGAGCAUGAAACAGCAAUUGCUAAGUGAUAAUAUCCAUUUCGAUGCACCACCAGAUGACAAGUCUCUCAUGCCAAGGGUUGAUUCUUUAUUCAACCUCUUGUACAACAAGGAUCUCAACGUCGCUGCUAACUCACAGCUUAAUACUGAAAACUCGGGUGGGUUGAAGUCUGAACUCAGUGGUCAGAAGGGGAUGGUUCUGGACAAUGACAACAGGAGAGUUCUUGAUCCAGCUUCCAGCAGCAGACCACAGGGCAUGUUGAGGAAAGACUCGUGCAGCGAUUUGCUCUUAAAUCUCCCCAGAAUCGCAUCCUUGCCAAAGUUCUUGUCCAACAUUUCAGAAGAAUAUGGUGAUGCAUAUAAUAGAUGAUCAAUCAUGUUGCUUCCUGCUUUGUAAAUCAAGUUUGUCUCUUGAUCAUAAAAUACACCUAGAUUUAAAGAAACAUCUUUUGAUAAUGAAGUUAUGUAGUCAUCCCAUUUAUAAAACAAUGCCUCAAGAGGCUUAGACAUUCCAUUAUACCUAUCAAUACUAUUAAAACAAUGUUUUUUUU
Messenger RNA from Eruca vesicaria subsp. sativa (arugula), 2005 nucleotides. Lineage: Eukaryota; Viridiplantae; Streptophyta; Magnoliopsida; Brassicales; Brassicaceae. The record is from the annotation of a GenBank genome assembly.